GUGGAGUUGUUGACGGAGAGAGAGGAGGAGGAAGACUGGCACUGAGUAGACACAGAAGAGAAAGCAAGAGUUUGGGGGAGAAAAAUAGCACUUAAGUUGGAGAAUAUACCACAAAAUACAGCAUGGCGUCGGGGGACACCCUGUACAUAGAGGCGGACGGGACCGAAAUGCCAGCCGAGAUCGUGGAACUGCACGAAAUUGAAGUAGAAACAAUCGAGACCACAGUAGUUGGAGAAGACGGCGAACACCAGCCUAUGAUCGCCUUACAGCCGCUUGACACGGACGAUCCGCACUCGAUUCACUCGCACCAGGAGGUGAUUCUGGUGCAAACGAGAGAGGAGGUCGUGGGCGAGGACGACUCCGAACUGCACACAGAUGACGGUUACGAGGACCAAAUCCUUAUACCAGUGCCCGCCGUGGAGGAGGACUAUAUCGAGCAGACUCUGGUUACUGUGGCCGGGAGAAGCUCGUCUACAGGCCGGAUGAGAAAAUCUGGAACUGGGAAGAAAGCGGGCAAAAAGAGCUACCUGAGUGCUGGGGAAAUGGGCCGACGGUGGGAACAGAAGCAGGUCCAGAUAAAGACUUUGGAGGGGGAGUUUUCGGUCACUAUGUGGGCUUCGGAUGACAAGAAGGACAUAGAUCACGAGGAGCAAAUCAUAGGAGAGAACUCGCCUCCAGAUUAUUCAGAGUACAUGACCGGGAAGAAGCUGCCUCCUGGAGGCAUCCCUGGCAUCGAUCUCUCAGACCCCAAACAGCUGGCAGAGUUUGCACGAAUGAAGCCAAAAAAAGUAAAAGAAGACGACGCACCGCGGACGAUAGCAUGUCCACACAAAGGAUGCACCAAGAUGUUCAGGGACAACUCGGCAAUGAGGAAGCACUUGCACACCCACGGGCCUCGCGUGCACGUCUGUGCAGAGUGUGGCAAAGCCUUCGUGGAGAGUUCUAAACUGAAGAGGCAUCAACUUGUACACACAGGAGAGAAACCUUUCCAGUGCACGUUCGAGGGCUGUGGUAAGCGGUUCUCUUUGGACUUUAACUUGCGCACACACGUGCGCAUUCACACUGGAGAUCGCCCGUACGUGUGCCCCUUUGACGGCUGCAACAAAAAGUUUGCCCAGUCGACCAACCUGAAGUCUCACAUCCUCACACACGCCAAAGCCAAAAACAACCAGUGAGACUGAAGACUUGACAUGCAUUUCUGCUCCACGACAAACAAAAGCCCCAGUGGCCUGCUUAACGAGAAGUCCUGUUCACAUGGGUCUCCAGAUACAGAUUUAAACGGAGAAAACGGCCUUUUCUCAAAUGUGUUGAUGUACAUUCACAGAGGGGGUUUGAACAACACAGGAACUUGUGAGAAGCCUGACUCCCUCAGGCCGCCAACCCAACUUUGACGCUACCUGGACGGAACAGUUAAAAGGUUUCUUCUUGUGAAGAUGUUAAUUCACGGAUCUGCACCACAAAAACAUAUUUAUACCUUAAUACAGCCAGCUAACAGGUUUUUGCAGAACAAGUCAAAUUUGCAUUGCUCCUUGGCAAUGACACCUUUUCAAUUUUGUACUUCUCCCUAUGUGUGCAUAUUGUACACUAUUUGACAUGAGCUCUGUUGUACGUGUGUGUAGUUCAUCCUAUUUGUUUUACCCCCCCCCUUUUGUGUGGGUGUGUCUCAAGGGCAGAUUGGGUGGUCUUUGCAUAUAUUUUCGUUUUGUACAAUGCAAUAUCAGAAGAUUUGUGUAGAUAAAGGCAAUGUAAUUUUCAAUAGCUGUCACUGAUUAAAAUGUUUUUCCCUUGCA
This is a messenger RNA of Solea solea (common sole), 1790 nucleotides long. It is a transcript of the gene yy1a, whose product is annotated as YY1 transcription factor a. The record is from RefSeq and is a predicted model, not a curated record. The transcript has 5 exons. Bases 123 to 1175 code for a protein of 350 amino acids. Gene Ontology annotation, biological process: regulation of transcription by RNA polymerase II. Gene Ontology annotation, cellular component: PcG protein complex; transcription regulator complex. NCBI's taxonomy places the organism in Eukaryota, Metazoa, Chordata, Actinopteri, Pleuronectiformes, Soleidae. Gene Ontology annotation, molecular function: RNA polymerase II cis-regulatory region sequence-specific DNA binding; DNA-binding transcription factor activity, RNA polymerase II-specific.